UGUUUGUGGAGUAUCAGUAUAAAAAGCCCUGAAAACAUGGAGAAUCGCUCCAACAGAGACCAUGGGCAAGAUCAUCUUCUACGAGGACAAGAACUUCCAGGGUCGGAGCUAUGAGUGUAGCAAUGACUGCACGGACCUCCACACGUACUUUAGCCGCUGCAACUCCAUCAGGGUGGAGAGCGGCUGCUUCAUGAUCUACGAGCGACCCAACUACAUGGGCCACCAGUACUUCAUGAGGAGGGGCGAGUAUCCAGACUAUCAGCGGUGGAUGGGCUUCAGCAGUAGCAUUCGCUCGUGUCGGAUGAUCCCCGUGUACCGCGGCUCCUACAGACUGCGUAUCUAUGAGAAGCCAGACCUCGGCGGCAACAUGAUGGAGUUCAUGGACGACUGUCCCUGUGUGUCUGACCGUUUCCACCACCGCUAUGUCUACUCAUGUAACGUCAUGAACGGCUACUUCGUCUUCUACGAGUAUCCCAACUACAGAGGCCGGCAGUACUUCCUCAGACCGGGCGAGUACAGGAGGUACCGCGACUGGUGCGCCACCUGCGCCAUUGUCGGCUCCUUCAGGAGAGUCACCGAAUUUUAGCCAUCGACCGAAAACUUUGUUACCUGCUGUACAUACGAAACACUUUGUUUAUUAAAGAAUUGAGGUGAAUUUUUAAA
Solea senegalensis (Senegalese sole) is the source of this 663-nucleotide messenger RNA. RefSeq lists its product as uncharacterized. NCBI's taxonomy places the organism in Eukaryota, Metazoa, Chordata, Actinopteri, Pleuronectiformes, Soleidae. The coding region runs from base 62 to 586 and encodes 174 amino acids. Gene Ontology annotation, molecular function: structural constituent of eye lens. The transcript is spliced from 3 exons. Gene Ontology annotation, biological process: lens development in camera-type eye; visual perception. The record is from RefSeq and is a predicted model, not a curated record.